AAUGUGUGUGCGCGUGUCAAGGUUGUAUAUGUGUGUGUGUGCGCGCGCGCGCACAGGAAAGGAGAGCGAGUUUAUUGGUGUCUGUCUGUGCAAGUGUGUGUGUGUGUGUGAGAGAGAGUGAGAGCAGGGGGAGAAAGGGAGAGUGUGUAGGUGUGUGUUGUAACAGAUGAGAGGGAAUCUUUGCCAGAUUAGUCAGGGAAGAGGCAGGCUUGUUAGCAGAUAGCACUGGCAUGGAGCAUCACAUGCACACACUGCCACCAUUCCACUCACACAUGCACGGUCAAUCAGGCAGCUCUCAGCUGUGUUGUACAUCUUUGAGGAUUACCCUCAAUCCUUCCAGUAUUCCGCUGGAACGACUGCAGCCCCUUAGAGAGAGUAGCGGGGCUUUUAAAACCCUGCAUUUGAGCCCAACGAUGAUGAGCAGGAUUUCUAUUGUUGUUUUCAGGUCUCUGCCUUGUCCUUUGGUUGGGAAGUGCGGGCAUGCGAUUUGAUUUUUACUGUAUCACAUCGUUUGUCACCAUCGGUCCUAUUUGUUUAGGCUUGGCAGUUAUUACUGUUCCUCUUCCUCUCACCGGUGUUUUCAAAAUGUAAUGUUCCAGCAUGUUUUCAUCUCCUGUGCUCGAGAAUUACAUCUUCUCCACAGCUCUGUUACAUGAUGUGCAUGCUAGUGUGUGUACUGCAUGAUGACCUACACCUGUACAUGAUUGAUGCAUCAGUAUUCUGUUCAGAUUGGACAACGUGUCUUCUCUGUUUCCUCCCUCUUCUCUCCACUUGGGCUGCUGCUGCAUGCAUACUCCUGUUUCUGGCCUCUAAUUGCCUUUGUGGAAAAUACAGUGGUUACUGCAGAUAUUUGAAAAGGAAUGAUGAAAUGGUUGAAAAUAUCUCAGGAUGCAACAGACACCGCUGCCGAACACUACGCACCUGCACCUACAGGAAAAUCAUGUCAUUUUUGUGCAUGAGGGCAAAUGCAAACCAGGAAAAUAUGGAUUUAUAUUUACUGGAUUAUUUGCAUUUUUUUUUGAUGAUAUGCUUUGGUAGGACAUCUUCAAAUUUAUUCACAUUCACUGUGCUUUUAAAAGCUGACAUCAAAGCCCACAGAUAAAAUAAUAUGUCCUGAAUUUGCACAGACAGCACAGUGGCUCAGCUGUUAGUGGAAUAAAUAAAUAAAACUUUUUCAUUUAAAUACAAAGCCAUACUCUACAAUUCUGAAUGCUUAAACUGCAGCCAGUACUGCUAAUUAGAUGGAGUGCUUUAAUUUAAGGGUCUCAGACUUGUCUGAAGUGCUUUAAGUUUCCGCAUUGGAAAACAGACUUUGUGUAGCAGCUUCUGCAAAUUGUCAUGUACGUUGAAGGGUGAGAUAAAAUGAAUGGAAGCGUUGUGAAUAACAACACUCUUAAAGCAGGAGAGAACGGUUCCCUGGAGGAGAUGGAAGAGGACAUCAGUCUGAAGAAGCGUAAAGGUGAUCGUCAUGGAGACAAAGAUCUCCAGGCUGGACAGGAAACUGGUGAAAAGGUUAAAAGAAAGCGAGGGCGCCCGCCAGCUGAGAAACUGCCUCCAAAUCCACCUGAACUCACCAGAACACUGAACACACUGGUGGAUAUGGUUAUCAACUACAAGGACGGGUUGGGUCGACAGAUCAGUAAAGGCUUUGUGCAGCUUCCCUCUAAGAAGGAGGUGCCUGAGUACUACGAGCUGAUCCGAAAGCCUGUGGACUUCAGAAGGAUCAGGGAACGUGUGCGUAAUCACAAAUACAGAAGUGUGGGUGAUUUGGAAAAGGACAUUUUCCUCCUGUGUCACAAUGCUCAGACUUAUAACUUGGAAGGAUCUCAGAUCUAUGAGGAUUCAAUUGUCAUUAAGUCUGUUUUCGAGAGCGCGAGACAGAGAAUUGUCACAGACGAGGAACAGAAAGAGAUGGUUAGUGCCAGUCACAGUGAUAAUGGCGGCAGAGCCGAAGACCAGUUUGUUCCAUCAGCAGUGAAACCAUUACCAGUCCAGUUAAAGAAGGAGAAUAAGGAGGAGAGAAGCAGAAAUAUGACAUCCAAGAGGCUCCACAGUGAUUUAGACAGCGAUGAGGAUCUAGAAGAUAACACCACAAAAGAUGAAGGUUGAACUGAAAGGCCCUCCAGUUUUUGUAUUUUUAUUCAUGUCUAUUCUCUGAAAUAUUGCUUUUUUGUUGGUUUCAUCAUUUUAUUUCAAAAGAAAGGUCUUUGAAAAUAAAACAGGAUGGACCGCUCAGAGACAGGCACAUACUGAACUGUACCUUUUCUUUUUGAUAAGUCAACUCAUGCUGCUGCACAUAAUGCUGUUUCCUUUUAUGUAGCUGAUCUUUUACAAUAACUGUCAUUUCUGUUUUAUCCGACUUAGUCGCUGUGAUUGCUUCUGCAGAUAUUAUGUAAACCACCAGUAUCACUGACUCUUUUUAAUCAGUAUAUUCACUUGUAUGAAAUGUUUUCAUAUUGGAGCAUGACAUGUAUAUCUCUCCUGGAGCUGGCAGUGUUGAUGUGUUCAUGGCCGGAGAAUCGAAGCACACGGGAGGCUUUUAACGAAAAUGAGAGCAGCUGGACAUUGACAGUUUGUUUAAAAUUGCUGAAUGUGAUUUUAGAAUUGAUCAAAAACAUUGUGGAAGUAUAAAGUCAUACUGACAAUAUACCUUUUGUCUGUUUCUGAUACUUGAAUGAAACGAGUUUGGCUCUAAUCAAGGUAAACAUUUGUAUCCCUUGUGCUAUAGUAUAUUCACAUUGUACAGUUUGUGUGAAGAGUAAUUCAAAACUUAAACUGCUUUUCAUUUACUCCCCUGGUUACUGAGGAGGAUGGAAGAAGUCAUUGUUAAGACAAUCUCUGGAAACAUGUGUCACUUAAACACUUGCAAAUAAAUUUUACCA
Messenger RNA from Monopterus albus (swamp eel), 2882 nucleotides. RefSeq names its product probable global transcription activator SNF2L2. The transcript has 6 exons. Gene Ontology annotation, molecular function: chromatin binding; protein binding. The coding region runs from base 1363 to 2109 and encodes 248 amino acids. Gene Ontology annotation, cellular component: RSC-type complex. The record is from RefSeq and is a predicted model, not a curated record. Gene Ontology annotation, biological process: chromatin remodeling; transcription elongation by RNA polymerase II. NCBI's taxonomy places the organism in Eukaryota, Metazoa, Chordata, Actinopteri, Synbranchiformes, Synbranchidae.